Molecule: messenger RNA, 2433 nt
Organism: Microthlaspi erraticum
Lineage: Eukaryota; Viridiplantae; Streptophyta; Magnoliopsida; Brassicales; Brassicaceae
Source: the annotation of a GenBank genome assembly
AUGGAUAGGUUCAACAGCCUAGCAGAUGAUACAAUUUGCCAAAUUCUAUCUUCCCUUGCGAUAAAAGAGGCUGCUUUAACAUCUGUCCUCUCAAAGCGAUGGCGUUAUCUGUUUGCCUUUAGACCGAAUCUUCGUUUAGAUGAUGAUGACGGAGUUGGUGGAGGAGGAGAAAGUUUCAUCGAUUUUGUGAACAGUGUAUUGGGUGUGUCAGGCAAAUUUCCAAUGAGCAACAUAUCGAUAAAAUCUGGAAAGAGAAUUGAUAUCGACGAUACGGGUCAUGUCACCCGCUGGAUGACCUACGCGCUGGAACAUGGUGUCCGAAACCUUAAUAUAGACGUAAUCGCUGAGGAUGUCAUUAUGGUGCCUCUCGAGAUGUUCACUUGCAAGACAAUUGUUGAGCUGAGACUAUCAAAAGGAUUCGAAGCUUUGAUCCCUGACGACGUUUAUCUUCCAUCACUCAAGACUCUCUAUCUCGAUACUGUUUAUUUCUACAAUAAGCGUUAUUGUGUGUUGGAGAAGCUCCUCUCUGCUUGCCCCGUGCUUGAGGAGCUAACCAUUCAUAGCCCGAGCUGGCAGGUUCCGAAAGGUUGUCGAACCGUGUCGUCUUCGACUCUAAAGAGACUUACUAUCAAGGUUGUUCUUUUUGUUGACUUUUGGGACUUGACAUUCGACACUCCAAAUCUUGCCUACUUGGAGUACUGGGAUUUAGCUGCAAGAAAGUAUCCGGUUGUGAAUCUGGACUCCCUUGUCGAAGCUAAGCUUGAUCUCGAUCUUUAUCUCAAUAUGAGCAAUCCGACAAAUCUGCUGAUUGGGUUAAGAUAUGUUGAGGUGUUGGAGUUGUUAACUGUUGAUACUUGGAUGAUGUUCUGUUUUUUCCGUGAGGAAAUCCCUGUCUUCGGCAACCUGUUUCGUUUAACUAUAACAGUUAAUUUCCCCGACUACGAUUGGGAAUUCCUGCCACUGCUUUUGGAGAAAUGUCCGAGCCUACACACUCUCGUCAUCAAGGGUCCAUUGCACGCUGACACACGUGACCGAGAAUAUGGACUGUCAUGUCCCGUGAAAUUAUUGGAGAUUUAUGAGUAUGAAGGAAGCAACGUUGGAGAGCUGGAGCAGCUGAAGGUUUUCAUUGAGAAACUGCCAUAUCUUGAGCUUGUCAAGGUUCUUGCGUAUGCAACAGACGACAAGGACAAGUCUCGGAUCACCAAAGAUCUGCUCAUGCUUCCUAGGUCGUCCAUGUGCAAUAUCCAGAUCAUGUUUUGCGAGGAUGCCUUGCCCAGAUUAAUGAACCAUCACCAAACGUCGUCGUCGGAUCACUCAACCUCGGCUUCGGUCGGGAUUGAGCUGAAUGCAGAUGUGGGCUUAGGAAACAAUUCUUCAAGCCCAUCUGUUACAAGUGGUACACAGGCCCACACAGAAGACAAUCCAAGCCCAUCGACUGAACCCAACACACAGCCCACUUCGUCUCAAACUUCCCCAACACGAUCAUCCUCACCGUCUCCUCCGUUACCCAGUCUCUCUCCACCACCACCAAGUCCCUCUCCACCACCACCGCCUCCCUCUCCACCACCACCACCACCGGAGAACCGUCACACCAUGACCACUAGAGCCAAAAACAACAUUACCAAACCCAGACAAAGAUUGACCCUCUUAACCACAGCCACUAAACACAAACCACACAUACCCUCGACUGUAAACCAGGCCAUGCGUGAUCCAAAUUGGCGCCAUGCUAUGGGCGAUGAGUACAAUGCUCAGCUCCGGAAUCGUACCUUUGAUCUAGUUCCGCCGGCGCCGAACCAAAAUAUUGUUCCCACUAUGUGGAUUUAUACUUUGAAAUACUUACCCAAUGGUUCUCUUGACAGAUAUAAGGCGAGAUGGGUCGCGAGAGGUUUCAAUCAGCAAUACGGCCUUGACUAUGCUGAGACCUUCAGUCCGGUUGUCAAAUCUCUGACCAUUCGAUUGGUUUUACAGCUCGCGGUGAACCAUUCCUGGCAAAUCAAGCAACUCAAUGUCAACAAUGCGUUCCUUCAUGGCACACUUACAGAGGAGGUCUAUGUAUCGCAGCCUCCCGGGUUUGUUGAUCGUGAUAAGCCUGAUCAUGUCUGUCGUCUCAACAAAGCCCUGUACGGACUCAAACAAGCACCGCGUGCUUGGUAUCAAGAACUGAAAUCUUUCCUCUGUCGCAUGGGUUGCAUGAACUCGGUUGCUGAUACGUCUGUCUUCUCAUACAUCACCGGAAAUCAGGUGAUCUAUGCCCUGGUGUAUGUUGACGAUAUCAGUCACAGGCAACAGUCCGGCACUUGUCUCUGCCUUCAUUGCUGCACUCGGAGCUCAAUUCUCUCUCAAAGACCCCACAGACCUCUCCUACUUUCUUGGGAUCGAAGUCACUCGUACAAACAGAGGUAUGCACUUGAUGCAACGGAAAUAUAUCAUUGA